Messenger RNA from Lithohypha guttulata, 855 nucleotides. RefSeq lists its product as uncharacterized. Bases 1 to 855 code for a protein of 284 amino acids. NCBI's taxonomy places the organism in Eukaryota, Fungi, Ascomycota, Eurotiomycetes, Chaetothyriales, Trichomeriaceae. Gene Ontology annotation, molecular function: oxidoreductase activity, acting on the CH-OH group of donors, NAD or NADP as acceptor; NAD+ binding. Gene Ontology annotation, biological process: fatty acid metabolic process. The record is from RefSeq and is a predicted model, not a curated record. The transcript is spliced from 3 exons.
AUGGCCACUGGUCGCCGUUUAGCAGUGUCGCUGCUUGGUGCUGGGACUCAAGGUCGGCGCCUGGCUUACAUGUGGUCGAGCUGUGGCCGUGAUGUUCACCUCAUCGAUUCUCAAGAAAAACAGCUGAAGGACAGCCUUGGAUAUAUUGAACAGCUUCGGUCCUUACAUAAACCACCAGCUAAAUCGAGCGGCAGAAUCAGAACACAUACCUCAGAUGCCUUGAAGGAUGCCUUGAAUGAUUCAUGGCUCGUCGUCGAGUGUAUUCCAGAGAAACUUCCUCUCAAGCGAGACAUCAUCCGUCAAUUAGAUCAGGUUGCGCCAGCUGACACAAUCAUCGCCUCUAAUUCCAGUAGCUACACGAUCGGCGAGAUCAUCGCAGGACUGGACCUCACUGACAGCAGCCGUGUGCUCAGCACUCACAGCUAUUGGCCACCCGAAACCAGCGCGAUCGAAAUUAUGGGACACAAAGAUACAGAUCCCGAACACAUAUCAACAUUGAUGAAACAAUGUGCCGAUCAUGGCUUUAAGCCAUUCCAUGUGAAGCGGGAGUCGACUGGAUACAUAUACAACAGGAUCUGGGCUGCAAUCAAGCGUGAGGCACUCCUCACCGCUGCGGAGGAAGUCGCGACGCCGGAGGAAAUCGAUAAGAUUUUCAAAGAAGUCUUGAAGACCCCCAAAGGACCCUUUGAGCAAAUGGACGUGGUUGGUCUUGACGUGGUUCUGGACAUUGAGGAGCAUUAUGCUGAGAACAGGGGCAACAUUCCUGAGAAACCCAGAGAAUAUCUCAGGAAGCUUGUUGGCGAAGGCAAACUUGGGUACAAGAACGGUAAAGGUUUUUAUGAGUAUGAUAAAUAA